Molecule: messenger RNA, 489 nt
Organism: Histoplasma mississippiense
Lineage: Eukaryota; Fungi; Ascomycota; Eurotiomycetes; Onygenales; Ajellomycetaceae
Exons: 3
Coding region: 1-489 (162 amino acids)
Source: RefSeq, a predicted model, not a curated record
AUGCCCGGGCAUACCAGUCUGCCUCGCGGCCCAGAGGGUACCAUCUACGAGGCGAGCGGAUUUGAUGAUGACUUAAGGAUUGAGAUUGAUCCCACAAAGAUCAAGUUUAUCAAAGAGCUGAAAACAUCGGAGGCAUCAUCAAUAUUCCAUGUGAACUAUGAUGGCAUGCCCCGCGUUCUGAAAGUUUUCCACAAUGAUGAAGAUGCUGGCAAAGAGCGAAUGGCCAAGGCAGUCAAAGGCAUUCAACAGAUACAUUCAGCUUUGGUUGAGCACAAUGAUCCUUAUCCCAAAAACAUUAUGAUUGUUCCUGAUGAUUCAGAAAGAGUUGUGUGGAUAGAUUUUGAUGUUGCAAUCACUUACCCUGAUAGCACCUACAUUGGAGAUAGAGAACAUGGCUGGAUUGAGAUUGAAACCAGACAGAUUGAGAGUGUUGGAGUGAAACUUGUUGAUGCCUCAGAUGAUAUUCACUUCUUGUUUCCUUGCCACUGA